AUGUGUGAAGAAGAAGACAGCACUGCCCUGGUGUGUGACAAUGGCUCUGGGCUCUGUAAGGCCGGCUUUGCUGGGGACGAUGCUCCCAGGGCUGUUUUCCCAUCUAUUGUGGGCCGCCCCAGACAUCAGGGGGUGAUGGUGGGAAUGGGUCAAAAAGACAGCUACGUGGGUGAUGAAGCACAAAGCAAAAGAGGAAUCCUGACCUUGAAGUACCCAAUAGAACAUGGCAUCAUCACCAACUGGGACGACAUGGAAAAGAUCUGGCAUCACUCUUUUUAUAAUGAGCUUCGUGUUGCCCCUGAAGAGCAUCCAACCCUGCUCACUGAGGCGCCCCUGAACCCCAAGGCCAAUCGGGAGAAAAUGACCCAGUUGACAGCUGAGCGUGAGAUUGUCCGGGACAUCAAGGAGAAACUGUGCUACGUAGCUCUGGACUUUGAAAACGAGAUGGCCACUGCUGCAUCCUCAUCCUCUCUGGAGAAGAGCUAUGAGCUGCCUGAUGGGCAGGUGAUCACCAUCGGGAACGAACGCUUCCGUUGCCCAGAGACUCUGUUCCAGCCAUCCUUCAUCGGGAUGGAGUCUGCUGGCAUCCAUGAAACCACCUACAACAGUAUCAUGAAGUGUGACAUCGACAUCCGGAAGGACCUCUAUGCUAACAAUGUCCUCUCAGGGGGCACCACCAUGUACCCAGGCAUUGCCGACCGGAUGCAGAAGGAGAUCACGGCCCUAGCGCCGAGCACCAUGAAGAUCAAGAUCAUUGCCCCGCCAGAGCGCAAAUACUCUGUCUGGAUCGGCGGCUCCAUCCUGGCCUCUCUGUCCACCUUCCAGCAGAUGUGGAUCAGCAAACAGGAGUAUGACGAAGCCGGGCCCUCCAUUGUCCACCGCAAAUGCUUCUAA
This is a messenger RNA of Orycteropus afer afer, 894 nucleotides long. The record is from RefSeq and is a predicted model, not a curated record. NCBI's taxonomy places the organism in Eukaryota, Metazoa, Chordata, Mammalia, Tubulidentata, Orycteropodidae.